CCAAUUUCUUGUGCAUGGUGAUCAUGAGUACUUGGCAGCUCCCAAGACUCUAGCACCUGAUUUCAUUAUCUAGCCAGUAUCCCUUAAGCUACUGGUAUAUACCUUUUUUGGUCGAUAAAUGAUAUGACAGACAUCAAAACCUAACUGAAGAAUUCGUCAUAAUUCUCUCCAUGCAAAAACAAAGCAGUAAUCAGAACGGGAAGGAACAAGGCAAGAAGGAGAUCAUCAAAGACAAUAUGGCAGGAUCAGAUCAUCAUCAUGCAAAGGAUCAUGAAAAGCUGCCACCAGGGUUCCGAUUUCAUCCCUCAGAUGAAGAGCUAAUAACUUAUUAUCUCAUAAACAAGAUAUCGGAUGCUAAUUUUACAGGAAGGGCAAUCGGAGAUGUUGAUCUCAACAAAUGCGAACCCUGGGAACUUCCAGGGAAGGCUAAAAUGGGAGAAAAAGAAUGGUAUUUCUUCAGCCUGCGGGAUCGGAAAUACCCAACUGGAGUGAGAACAAAUCGAGCAACAAAUACAGGUUACUGGAAGACCACGGGGAAAGACAAGGAGAUCUUCAACGGCGAAACGUCAGAGUUGGUUGGGAUGAAGAAGACAUUGGUUUUCUAUAGGGGGAGAGCUCCCAGAGGAGAGAAAACCAACUGGGUCAUGCAUGAAUAUCGCAUCCACUCAAAAUCUGCCUUUAGAAAUACCAAGCAGGAUGAAUGGGUGGUUUGCCGAGUCUUCCAGAAGAGCGCAGGCACAAAAAAAUUCCCUUCGAACCAGUCAAGAGCUGGGCUGAAUCCCUACAACCUCGAAAUAGGUCAUCCCAGUGCCCUGCCAGUACCGCAAAUGAUGCAGCUGGGAGAUCCUGCGGGACAGUUCCAUUAUGGAAGGAAUUACGUGAGCAGUGCAGAACUAGCGGAGCUCACGCGGGUUUUCAGAGGCGGCGGAUCAACUAGUCAUGUCAACGGCCAGCUGCAAAUGCAACCCCAGUUAAACUAUCCGCCGCUUGGUGCUGGAGGAUGCUUCACAAUAUCAGGUUUAAAUUUGAAUCUUGGAGGUGGAGCAGGAACGUCUCAACCAGUUUUCCGGUCCAUGCCCCCAGCACCAGCACCAGCACCACCAUCUCUCGCAAUGAAUCAUCAUCAUCAACACGAUGUGUCUUCCUCCAUGAUGACUGGUAAUCCUCUUGCUGCUGAGACUUCAGGCUAUGGUACGGAAAUGAAUCAUGGAAACCCGCCCAGCAACAGAUAUAUGGGCAUGGAUCAUUGCCUGGAUCUAGAUAACUACUGGCCUCCCUAUUAAUGGGGGGGGAACAGGGAACGGAUCAAUGCGGGAUCAGCUAGCAAUUUAGUCUAGUUUUAUUAUUAUCAAUUUAGAAAGAAAAGACAAGGUACGGCAAUCGUACGUACGUAGUACUCUUACGAUCUGUUUCUGCAUGUUUAAGUACUUGCUUUCGAAAGGAAUUAAAUUGUGGACCUGAAAGAGGGAUUAAGAAUGGUUUCAUAGUUAUGUGGAACAAACAGUGCCUUCAAGACGUUAA
This is a messenger RNA of Juglans regia (Persian walnut), 1521 nucleotides long. RefSeq names its product protein CUP-SHAPED COTYLEDON 1-like. Gene Ontology annotation, biological process: regulation of DNA-templated transcription. The coding region runs from base 171 to 1283 and encodes 370 amino acids. NCBI's taxonomy places the organism in Eukaryota, Viridiplantae, Streptophyta, Magnoliopsida, Fagales, Juglandaceae. The transcript is spliced from 4 exons. Gene Ontology annotation, molecular function: DNA binding. The record is from RefSeq and is a predicted model, not a curated record.